GGACUCCAAAAGUCGUCAUCCCCUCGGCUUCCUCUCCAAAAAAUCGCGCGAGGCUCCGAUCUUAUCUCUUUCGUAUCGCAAUAAAUUCCGAAUAUCGGAUGAUAAGAAGACCCGUUUGUUUCUAAACCCGAAAUAGCAUCGUUCCUCAAAACCAACUCUUCCCUCAAAUACCCCCUUCCCUUUUGCCCAUUUCUCUCAGAACCCCGAAAACAAGCGAAGAGAAGAGAAAGUAUGGAGAAAGCGAUCGAAAGGCAGAGAGUCUUGCUCCAGCAUCUUCGACCUUCUUCUCUUUCUUCUCCCGUUUCUGAUCUCUCUGCCUCGGUCUGUGUGGCUGGGGAUAGUGCAGCAUAUCAGAGGACUGCUAGCUUUGGAGACGAUGUUGUGAUUGUAGCUGCAUACCGAACUGCACUUUGCAAGUCAAAACGUGGGGGUUUCAAGGAUACCCACCCUGAUGACCUACUUGCACCAGUUCUUAAGGCACUGAUAGAGAAAACUAAUGUGAAACCGAAUGAAGUUGGGGAUAUUGUUGUCGGUACGGUCUUGGCACCUGGCUCUCAAAGAGCAAGUGAAUGCAGAAUGGCUGCAUUUUAUGCUGGUUUCCCUGAAACUGUGCCUAUUAGAACUGUAAACCGGCAAUGCUCAUCUGGACUCCAGGCAGUUGCUGAUGUUGCUGCUGCCAUUAAAGCUGGAUUUUAUGAUAUAGGGAUUGGGGCUGGAUUGGAGUCUAUGACAGCAAAUCCAAUGGCUUGGGAAGGGUCAAUAAAUCCCAAAGUAAAGAGUUUCCAGCAAGCUCAAGACUGUCUUCUACCCAUGGGUGUUACUUCUGAAAAUGUCGCUCAUCGUUAUGGUGUAACACGCCAGGAGCAAGAUCAGGCUGCUGUCGCAUCCCAUAAGAAGGCAGCUGCUGCAACUGCUUCUGGUAAAUUCAAAGAUGAAAUCAUCCCUGUGGCCACAAAGAUUGUGGAUCCAAAAACUGGAGAGGAGAAGCAUGUUACAAUUUCUGUGGAUGAUGGAAUUCGACCGAACACAACAGUGUCAGAUUUAGGAAAGCUCAAAGCUGUCUUUAAGAAAGACGGGACCACCACUGCUGGGAAUUCUAGCCAAGUGAGUGAUGGUGCUGGAGCAGUGCUACUUAUGAAAAGAUCAUUGGCAUUGCAGAAAGGACUUCCCAUUCUUGGGGUAUUUAGGAGUUUUGCUGCUGUUGGAGUGGAUCCCGCUGUCAUGGGCAUUGGCCCAGCUGUUGCUAUUCCUGCAGCUGUGAAGGCUGCUGGUCUUGAAAUUAGUGAUAUUGAUCUUUUUGAAAUAAACGAGGCAUUUGCUUCCCAGUUUGUGUUUUGCUGUAAGAAACUGGAGAUUGAUCCAGAGAAGGUGAAUGUGAACGGUGGUGCAAUCGCUAUUGGGCAUCCUUUGGGUGCAACAGGUGCUCGCUGCGUUGGAACUCUGUUGCAUGAGAUGAAACGCCGAGGCAAAGACUCCCGGUUUGGAGUAGUGUCAAUGUGCAUAGGCACGGGGAUGGGGGCUGCAGCUGUUUUUGAAAGAGGAGAUUGUGUAGAUGAGCUGAGCAAUGCACGGAGGAUCCAUCCCAACAAUCUUCUGUCCAAGGAUGCUCUAUAGACGAUCCCAACUCAUCACAGCCCACCCCAUAUACUUUAUCAUAUGGGAUCAUCCAAAUAAUACCAGAGUAUCAUGCCAAGGUGGAAUAGAUUGGGGAAGAGAAAUCUCGUGGAAAUGGGUGUGUGGGCCCAUCUGGAUGUAGACAGGACAUUCAUUUGGGUUGCAUAAACUUUGGUAGUUGGUUGUCACACUCUGCUUGCUGUUAGGAGCCUUUUAUUUUUGGCAAACGACUUGUAUUAGUAAUAAAGGCGAGAUUUCAUCUAAA
This is a messenger RNA of Magnolia sinica, 1879 nucleotides long. RefSeq names its product 3-ketoacyl-CoA thiolase 2, peroxisomal. The coding region runs from base 232 to 1614 and encodes 460 amino acids. Gene Ontology annotation, cellular component: peroxisome. The record is from RefSeq and is a predicted model, not a curated record. The transcript has 14 exons. NCBI's taxonomy places the organism in Eukaryota, Viridiplantae, Streptophyta, Magnoliopsida, Magnoliales, Magnoliaceae. Gene Ontology annotation, biological process: phenylacetate catabolic process; fatty acid beta-oxidation. Gene Ontology annotation, molecular function: acetyl-CoA C-acyltransferase activity.